Molecule: messenger RNA, 1053 nt
Organism: Aspergillus steynii IBT 23096
Lineage: Eukaryota; Fungi; Ascomycota; Eurotiomycetes; Eurotiales; Aspergillaceae
Exons: 2
Coding region: 241-831 (196 amino acids)
Source: RefSeq, a predicted model, not a curated record
GAUGAAGCCAACGGCACGAUGCUUUUUCUUUCUUUGCUUUUGCUCCCUUGUUCCUCACGGACAGACGAUGACAGUAAUGACUCGACUGAAGAUAUAGAGGGCAGCAGACUCACUGGGCCAGAAUCGUGGAAUAAAAAAAGAUCAAUGCUCGCGUUGAACUUCUUCUUUCUAUAAGUAUGUCUUGUCCCAUCACGGUUGAACCAUGGCUAACAGCCAUGCAAUCCAUCCUUACCUGACUGCAUGACGAUCCCUGUUCUUGGCUUGCAGGUUAGCCAGGCGAGCGAGGGAGUCAGCGCAAGAGGCAGACCCUGGUCGGUGCUAGGUGGCAAUAAGACAACCAGUCUGUGGAGAUUUCGCUUCUGUGGCUGGUGCUCUUUUCCAUUUUUCCAUUCUUGGUUCGUAUUUUUUUUUGUCAAAGCAAUAUUUAACCUGUCGGGGUCGCCUGAUGAUCGCGAAACCCAAACCUUACGCGACAAUAAGAGAGACACCUUCGCGACCCAGACGACCCCGCACGGCGGGUGUGUGGAUGGCGACGAGACUCGGAGGGAGGGAAGGUUUGUCAACGAGAAACAGAGGUGGAUGGUAAAAACCGGAAAGGAAGAGAGAAAGAGAGAGACAGUGGAAGAAGAGAUAGAAGGUCAUGCGACGCUUCCAUCCGCUUCUAAUUAUACCCCAGAAUGGUAUCAUGAGGGUAGAGAGUUCGUCGGUAGGCUCUCCCGGAUGGCUUACCAAGAUCAUUAUCUCGAGUCAGUCUCGACCGGAGGGAAAAGGUCCAGUAUACCCCGAUAUCAGCACCCAGAAUCCACCCCAAAGUCGCAGAACCCAAGAUGAGAAAAGACGAGCCCCCAAACAGACAAAACCACCACCGCUAAAGUCCUAAUAAGAUCUAGGUGGAUGAUGCACGACUGCCUUGAUUCAAGCCCCCCUAUUUGCAUCCCCACGCUGCAUGCAUGGCACAUCAAGAUCCGACCCUCCCUCCAUUUCGUCCUUCCGUGAACUUAAUACACCACGCCAUGCAGAGCUUUGGUCCCCCAUCCAAGCUUUUCCAGCCAU